UUAUGAUCCAGUAAACGUGGGUAAAUGAUUCACAGUUUCUAAGAUAUGGGUUGAUGAGUUGAAGUACUCUUAACAUGAUGGAAGGUCAUCACAAAGUUCCUUUGUUUUGGACAUGUUUCACAUUUACUACAUUCGGUUUCACAUGUAGUUUUGUCUCAAUGGUUAUGCCUUACUGACUGGGGCUCUGGGAGGUGUGUUUUGAAGGCUAUAUGGCGAAGAAAACUGGAAAUUAUAUGUAUUUUGGAUGUUUCUAUUUAUUUGAUACGAAAAUUUUGACUCUGUGGCCGAUCAUAUUCAGAGAUUGGUUUAUUGCCUGUCAAGCUUUUUUUACAUGCAGUUUUGCAACCCAUAUAUUGGCAGAAUGUGUUAUUUUGACUCAAGUUCUCGGCUUGGUCUCCAUUUUUGGGUCACGUGCAGUCUUGUGUAUAAUGGUGACUCUAUCAGUUAACUGUUUUUCAACUUUAGUUAGUUUGAUCACAAUGGGUGUAGGAGUAGACACUGAACAGAAAAUUGAAAAGGCUGCAAAACAUCCUUGGUUAGAAGAUCUUGAUCAGAACUCAUUGUCUUGGUCAUAUGGUAUUGCUGCAAUAUCCCUAUUACCAAGCUGCCUUACAGUUAUAAUUUUAGGAUGGUUUGUUUACCCUAAAAAAUCUCCAUGUGGGCUAUUAAUUAAUUCAGCAUGGAAUUGGCCAACAUUGAAUGAUUUGCAAUGUCGUUAUCAUAUGCAUGAUAUGCAUGUUCCAAAAAUCUGUUCAUCUUCAAAUCCUCAAUCAUCAUGUCAUAAUAUCACUACUAUGUCUACCGAUUAUCCGCAUUCAUUGCGCUCUCGUACAUUAAUCCAAUCCAGUCAGAUUACUGGUGACCAGUUGUCCAAUGAAUUGAAUAAUAAAAUACUUUGUAAACCAACAUUAUUUCACAAGUCGGGUGCUCAGAUAGAAACAUCAAUGAUAACGGCACAAGACCAAAAUUCUAUAUUGUCUGAUAAUUGUGGCAAAUUGAGUAGUUAUGAUCCACGUUCAGCGGAUACAGUAUCACUUUCAUCCUACGAACAACCUCCAUUGAAUUUGUUAUAUAAUCCACAAACUAUAAAUAUGAACCACCAGUUCAAUUCAAUAAUGUAUUCAAAAGAGAAUAAUUUUGUAGAAAAUGACUAUUGUUCUUCUAUUGAUUGCAAAACAAAAUUAAUUCAAUCUAAUUUAUUGUCUACAUUUCAUAAAUUCUCUGCGCCUUUUUUGAAAGAAUCUACAAGUGAACGAAAACAACCACAAUGUAUUACAAAUUCUGAUUCUCAUUCACAUUUAAAAUCGAUUCAUUCAAAUAAAUCAUCCAACCUCCAACAACCUUCAUCUAGUAAUCCAGAUACUUCAAUAUGGACAGAAAAUUCAAUUAUUCAAACUGCCCGUCCAAUGAAAAGAACUAAGCAUAAAAUGAAAACAGAUCAGUUUAUGAAGAAGCUUAUCCCAUCUGAAAAUUUAUUUAAAUUUUCAUCAUCAUUUCCCAACACUAAAAUUGAAAGUCAAUCAAAUACGCUUGUUCAAAAAGCUAAACCAAUGAAUCGAAAGUAAUAAUGAAAAAGGUAAACAAAGAAAGAAAACAACAACAACAACAACCUAUCAUCACAGUAUUGCAUUUAUUUUGAGUAUUUUUUCUUCUCUAAAACUGUGCUCGAACCACAAGAAAUUCCAUUGUUGAAUAUGUCUCUCGAUAUACCUAGUCAAGGUCUUAUUUGCUUUCUCAUUUAACCACACCUAAUAGUAUAGUAGUAACAAAAGAAAAAACACAAGCCUUUUUUGUAGAAUAUAUUCUAUUCAAAAUCACUUUUUUCUAAUACAAUCUUCCCCUUCAAAUUAUAUUCUCCCCCCCCCCUUCCUUUUUUCUCUCUCUAACGAAUGUUUGAAGCAUCUUAUUGUAAAUUGUGCUUUGUUACUUACGUGAUUUUUUUCUGUCUCAAGAAAAUUAAUUCCAUGGUGUUCAUUUAACUUCUUUUUUAGUUUUUUUUUGUGUAAACUAUUUUUGAUUACCCCCCCCCCCGCCGUGCUAUUUUUUAUUUGUUUUGGGAUUCUUUACAUUACCGCUGAUAUUAAACAUGUUUAGAAUUAUCUAUAAAUAAAAUGAAAUAAUGCAUACCGAUAACUCAGGACUUAAAUAUACAACAAAUCAAAAAUUUAUCCCAGUUUUGAUUUAAAAUAGAUAUUAUUAAUCAGGACUCAGUAGCUGAAUGGAUAAUGCGAUGGUGUUUGGAAUGAAUAGUACUGGGUUCGAGUCCCAGGGUGAACAUCAGCUCUGAGAUGCAGGUACAUACAGCUGACGAGUCCCAAAUGGGACGAGACGCGCGUCCUGGAUCCCACUGCUAGCCACUAUCCACCUUUGUUUAUAAAAGCUUGUGAAUUAAGACAAUAUCGAGGCAGACGCACAGUAUGCACAUAUUCCAAUAAAAGACUGAUCAAUCGAAGUCUUAAACCUCAAUGGGAAGAUUCAAGCAAAACAAUACCAUGUGAAUUUAUCAAUCUAGAGUUUGAGAAAAAUGUUAGUUGACCUAAGUUGUAUAUCAGAAUAACGCGAUGUGAUGAAAACAACAAAACAAAUCGAAAUAAUGUAGUAGAAACGAUAAGCAAAUUAAACCUUGAGAAUUUGGUUUGUAAAGACAAAAGGUAUUCAUCAAGGAUAACUAGAAUUGAAAAUCGAGAGGAAUAUGUAUUGGAUGAAUUGGGUAGUUUAUUUAAGUGAUAAGUUUAUAUGAACCUAUAUUUAUUAGAACCGACAGCUGUGUAAAGACAAUAAAAAAUGGGUAUCAUUGACAAUUCUACACAACAUUUGAUAAUGGAUAAUCAAAUCACUAUGGGUAAAAAUAAGACUGCCCCCUUGAACAUGAUAUCUGGUCAAAUGAUAUACUCGAAUCAAUUAACCAGUCAAUGAUCAAGAACCAGGUAUAGGCUUGAACAACAGUUUAUUGAAAAAUAGCUCAAUGCAAUCAACAAAACAAGUUAUUGGAAUAAACGUUU
Messenger RNA from Schistosoma intercalatum, 3002 nucleotides. The record is from the annotation of a GenBank genome assembly. Lineage: Eukaryota; Metazoa; Platyhelminthes; Trematoda; Strigeidida; Schistosomatidae.